AUGAACCCUUACGUUCUUUCCACAUUCAUAUUUAGCCUUGGACUAGGAACGUUCAUAACCUUUAUUAGUUCUAACUGAAUUCUAGCCUGAAUAGGCUUAGAAAUCAACACACUAGCUAUUAUUCCACUUAUAGCACAACCCCACCACCCACGAGCAGUAGAGUCCGCAACUAAAUAUUUUAUAACACAAGCUGCUGGAGCAGCAAUUAUUAUAUUUUCAAGCCUAACAAAUGCCUGAACAACAGGAGUCUGAGAUAUUAAUAGCCUAACUAACCCAAUCGCCAGCACAAUAUUUAUAAUAGCCUUAGCAUUAAAAAUUGGACUUGCACCCACACACUUCUGACUACCAGAAGUUCUUCAAGGAUUAGACCUUACAACAGGAUUAAUCCUCUCAACCUGACAAAAACUUGCUCCAUUCGCAUUACUUAUUCAAACAGCACAUAACAUUGACCCGUUACUACUCACAUUUUUAGGAGCUGUGUCAACAAUGGUGGGAGGCUGAGGAGGCCUUAACCAAACCCAACUACGAAAAAUCAUAGCCUACUCAUCAAUUGCGCACAUGGGCUGAAUAAUCGUGAUUAUUCAAUUCUCACCUAAAAUCGCUUUAAUCUCACUAACAAUUUAUAUUAUUUUAACCUCCGCAAUAUUCAUGAUUUUUAAAACACUAAUAAUUAAAAAACUCGACUCAAUAUCAAUCAUUUGAUCAAACAACCCAAUCUUGGCCUCAAUAGCUGCCCUAGUCCUCCUAUCACUAGCAGGACUUCCCCCACUUACAGGUUUCAUACCCAAAUGAUUAAUUUUACAAGAAAUAGCUAAACAAGAAAUAUUAAUUAUUGCCACAAUUAUAGCCUUAGCUACCCUAAUUAGCUUAUUCUUCUACCUACGACUAUGUUACGUAAUUAUACUAACAAUUAAACCAGAUGUAAGUAAUAAGCCAUCCGUAUGACGAUGUAAACAAACUAAAAUACCUCUCCCAGUACUAUUAAUAAUUACAAUAGCCAUACUCCUUCUUCCAACAACCCCAACCGUUUUAAUCUUAUUUACCU
Molecule: messenger RNA, 1045 nt
Organism: Puntigrus tetrazona (Sumatra barb)
Lineage: Eukaryota; Metazoa; Chordata; Actinopteri; Cypriniformes; Cyprinidae
Source: the annotation of a RefSeq genome assembly